GAAGCCUGCUGUGCCCGGCUCUUCCUGCGGGAUGCUGGCGGAGCUCUCAGAGGGCUGUGGGCGGGAUGGAGGCAGGAGGCGGCGGGGCGGGAGUGCAGAAGCCGUAAUUCUGGGCUGUGCUCCUUGGCUCCGCUCCAUGCCUCUGAAAUAACAGCUCUGCUUUGGUCUAGCUGCGCGGAGAAGCCAGGGCCGGCUGCCUGUUUCCUCCUUCAGCAAUCCUAAGGGAGGUAGGACGGAGUGCUCUGCUAUUCACUGAUAUUAUCCAAGAAAUACGUUUUAUUUUAGCUAUAUUUUUUGACUGGCUGCAACAGUGUCUCGAUGGGGAAGCUGUUCUCCAAAGGCUGGCGCAAAAGAGACGCGCGUGUGGUCAUGCUGGGCCUUGACCUCGCUGGGAAAUCUACCAUCCUGUACCAGCUGAAGGGCGGCCAGACCAUGGAGACGUGCCCAACCGUGGGCUUCAACGUGGAGGCCAUGCGGACGCCCUGCGGCAUGUCCUUCAACCUCUGGGACGUUGGGGGACAGCCCAACCUCCGGGCCAGCUGGCACCACUACCUGGAGGACACCAACAUCCUGGUCUUUGUGCUAGACAGCGCAGACAUGGCUCGGCUGCCUGAAGCGUUGGCGGUGCUGGAGGAGACCCUGGGCCACCCUGGUCUUGCUGAGGUCCCUGUCCUCCUCCUGGCCAACAAGCAGGAGCUGCCAGGGGCCAUGGCUCCCGCUGAGCUGGGACAGCAACUGUGCAGGGGACGGCUGGCAGGGCACCCAUGGAUGCUGCGGGGAUGCAGUGCCCACACUGGGCAGGGCUUGCAAGACAUCCUGGGGGUGCUGGGGGAGUUGCUCCGGGGCGUGAGGCAGGGAUCCCUGGCCCUAGAGCAGCCCCUCAGCUGAACCGGAUUCAGAACAGGAUUCUGCUCUGCCAGAUGUGUCUACAAGAGACAGAAGGGUUUUGUUUUCCUCCCAGCUCACACUACGUCCCUGGUGGAGCAGGACUUGCAGCAGCUGUUCGGCUGUAAGAUGUCACCUGUGGGUAUGAUCUUCAAGCCAUGGAAGUCAAUCAGGAUUAGUGCUGAUGGACAAUGCGUGUGUAUUAAUUCCUUGUUCCCUGGGGGUUGGAACUAGAGGACUUAAAGGACCUUUCCAACCAAAGACAUUCUGUGAUUCUUGUCUUGGUUCAUUCUUUCCUUCUGUUAUUUUUAGUGAAUGCUGUUUUCAGGAAAAUGGCACCUGUUUUCCCUUGGAUUAUAUUUAAAUAUAAAGAAAUUAAAUUUGGA
This is a messenger RNA of Lagopus leucura (white-tailed ptarmigan), 1271 nucleotides long. RefSeq names its product ADP ribosylation factor like GTPase 11 (gene ARL11). Gene Ontology annotation, biological process: vesicle-mediated transport; intracellular protein transport. Gene Ontology annotation, molecular function: GTP binding; GTPase activity. Gene Ontology annotation, cellular component: cytoplasm. The record is from RefSeq and is a predicted model, not a curated record. Bases 319 to 888 code for a protein of 189 amino acids. The transcript has a single exon. NCBI's taxonomy places the organism in Eukaryota, Metazoa, Chordata, Aves, Galliformes, Phasianidae.